Paramormyrops kingsleyae is the source of this 2381-nucleotide messenger RNA. The record is from RefSeq and is a predicted model, not a curated record. Lineage: Eukaryota; Metazoa; Chordata; Actinopteri; Osteoglossiformes; Mormyridae.
UCCAAUGAAAUUUUACCUUACUUUUUUGCUGGAAAGUGAUUGUGUGGUUUGCUCAAAAAGCUGAGUGGUUCACGUUGAGUACGGAGUGGGGCUAUGUUAUAACAGAGUAGCGUGCUUUUUCACGACAAAACAACAUUGACUGUCUGAAUGUAAAAAAAAUAAUCAUGAGGAGCAGUGAAGCGUGGCUUCUAAAAGAUGUUGCUUGCUGCCCGUCAUUCCUCCAGCCAUUCAAGGCACAUAAUCACUGAGAAGCGGCUCAUUGGGGAAUAAGUAAGGACCAUUAGGGGGCCAAGUGUUUCACUGUCGCUGUUAUGGAGUACCCGCCGAACAAGCGUCUCAAAGGGGAGAGGUACGAUGCUCAUCCUGAUGCAGACCCGUUUGGCGAUGAUGAGGACUUCACCCAGGCUGACCUCGAUGAAAUAGAUAUAAUCGCAUCACAGGCAAUCACGGACGAUUUAGCGCCGCCUUCCCCCAAAGAAACCCGCGGCUCCGGAUUUCCAUGCCAGGGCCCACCUCGCAAAGCUGGACUAGAGGCUAGAAGGACAUUUGGUUCAGCAGGAGUCAGUGGUGAUGCUCGAAGGAACGCAGGGACCAGUCUGAAGAAUGCAACAAUGGAAGCUUUUAGACAGGGACAGCAGCAGAAUAAAACGGACAGGUGUGAGAUUAUCUGUGAACAACUCCAAGCACAACAAGCUGAGCUCAAGAAGAAGCUGCAGGAGGUGGAGGAGGAGCUGCUGAUGAAGAAUGGGGAGAUCCAGGUGCUGCGAGACUCCCUUAGACAAACCAAGCAGGAGAAGGAGCAGCAGAGGCAGGCCCAGCUGCUGCAGGAGCAGGAGAGAGCCCAGGUGCAGACUGAGAAGGAGAAGGCACUCUCCAAAAAGGUUCAGUGCUUGCAGUCUGAGUUGCACUUUAAAGAAGUGGAAAUAAAUGAGAUGAAGACGAAGCUUCUGAAUUCGGAACGAGCUAAGCUGCCCGCUUCACCCACCAUGAGAAACAGUCCGAAGAGGAGAUCCUUGCUCCCGCACCCUCAGGAGGGGGGCGGGCCCUCUGCCGGCGUCAGCCACUUCCUCACCAAGGAGGCCUUUGCAGCCCAGCUGCCCAAGGGAAGAUCGCCACUCAAAGAGCAUUCGAAGGAAGAUGGAAAACCUGUGAACGGAACUGUGAAUAACAUCAUUGAUGAUGCACAUCGAGGCAAAUCGUCCAGUUUGCACUCGUGUCAUAGUCAAGGGUCUUCUCUGCUGAACCUGCUGCUCCAGCACCCCCUGGACCCCAGUACGCUGGGCCUCUGUCACCUGCUGUGCGUCAGCCCGGAUGCCCUGCCCUGGCCGCUGUCCCAGAAUGGCUCCAUCAGCCUAGAGUCUUCCAGCCGCGCCCCUAUGGAAGCCAAGCAGCAGGAUGGGGCCUUCGGCAGUUUCGGCCGGAUACAGAGCCUCGCCAUGUGUGGCCUGUCCAGGCUGGCACUGGGAUACCCCCGGCUCCCUCCUCAGGCGCCCAUGUCGGAGCGCUCAUGCCCCGAGGCGCUGAACCUCCUGCCCCUCCUCCAGCAGCAUGUGGACCUGUUCUGCCGGGCGCUGGAGGCAGUGGACAGGCCAGCCGGGAGUCUGCUGAGGGAUGCCUCGCCUCCUGACUCCGCCCCAGCUGGUGAGGAGUCCGCCAGCAGCUCAGAGGAGUUGGCCCUCGCCUCGCUUGGAGCCUUGCGCCACCUAGUGUCACACAGCGAGGAGGUGGUGCGCGUCCUGCUGUCCUCUCAGGCCCAGGAGCACACGGACGAAAGAGAUGUGGAACGGACUAUGCCCGGCCCGGCCUUUCCAGAGCCUUCUGGGGGGAAUCGUGGUGAGGGGGCGGAGCUCUUGCACCCCCUACUGCGCUGGCUGCUGCGGUUGACUGACCCGGCGGUGGCCGGUGCCGCCCGUCGGAGGGACGCGGUUCUGACGAGCAGCUUGAAGGUGCUCAAUGCACUGGCCGAGGAUUCUGGCGGAGAGCUGCUGCGCAUGAUGAAGAGCCUGCUGUGCCGUCAGUCCGUGACCCGGUGCCUGAGCGCAGACGCGUCCUCUCAGACGGCGCACCUGUCCGUCAGUCUGCUGGCCGUCGCCGCCGCCAACACGGAGGUGGCAAUGCUGCUGUGCUCGCAUGUGGAUGUCUGCCCUCUCCUGAAGAUAUUCCAGUAUGUGGCCUCCAGACCCAACGUGUCGAUGUCAGAGAGCCAGUGGUGUCAGUUCGAGUUGGAGGUGGUGAAGCUGCUAACCCGGCUGUUCACCCAGGCGACCGCCAUGUGGAUCGCGUUCAAACGCUCGUCUUGUCAGUGCGACAGUGAGGUUAGGAGCGCGACUUUAUAUCCAGCCUUUAGACAGGGACCCUAUGUACAAAAGAGCAUACAUUAG